AUGGCCGACUCGCAAAUCAACUACGACGACGCAAUUUCGUACUGGGCGUCGGUACCUGCUACCAACGACGGUGUUCUCGGCGGCUACGGCAACACCUCUGUGCCCCGAGCUGACGUGGUUGGCUCCAUCACAUUUCUCCGACGGCUCAAGACCCGAAUGCCGGUGGAGGAGGGCAAGAUCAAGUACGGCGCGGACGUCGGAGCGGGUAUCGGCCGAGUCACCAAGGAUAUGCUGAGCCAGGUAUGCGACAAGGUGGAUCUGGUGGAACCGGUGGAGCAGUUUGUGAACCAGGCCAAACAGGAUCUGGCCGGUAACGACAAGGUGGGCGAGUUUCUGGAUAUUGGCGCCCAGGACUUUGUGCCUGAAACAGGCAAGUACUGGGUCAUUUGGAACCAGUGGUGCCUGGGCCACUUGGACGACGAGAAUCUCGUGCUGUACUUCAAACGAUGCAUUGACGGUCUGCAAAAGAACGGAACCAUUGUUGUCAAGGAAAAUAAUGCUCCCCUGGAGGACGAGUUUGACCCCACAGAUUCCAGUGUUACUCGAACAGACGCCAAAUUCAGAGAGCUGUUUGACAAGGCGGGUCUGCAGCUCAUUCUCACAGAGGUCCAGAAGGGUCUGCCAAAGGAGCUCUUUGUGGUCCGAAUGUACGCUCUGAAAGUCAAGGAGUGA
Yarrowia lipolytica CLIB122 is the source of this 672-nucleotide messenger RNA. RefSeq lists its product as uncharacterized. Gene Ontology annotation, molecular function: N-terminal protein N-methyltransferase activity. The record is from RefSeq and is a predicted model, not a curated record. Gene Ontology annotation, cellular component: cytoplasm. Gene Ontology annotation, biological process: N-terminal protein amino acid methylation. NCBI's taxonomy places the organism in Eukaryota, Fungi, Ascomycota, Dipodascomycetes, Dipodascales.